Molecule: messenger RNA, 612 nt
Organism: Priceomyces carsonii
Lineage: Eukaryota; Fungi; Ascomycota; Pichiomycetes; Serinales; Debaryomycetaceae
Exons: 1
Coding region: 1-612 (203 amino acids)
Biological process (GO): transmembrane transport
Cellular component (GO): membrane
Molecular function (GO): transmembrane transporter activity
Source: RefSeq, a predicted model, not a curated record
AUGUUGAAACUUCAAGAAUAUCUUCCACAUGAGAGGAUGGUAAUUGAAACGGAAGACGAAUUAGAGAAACAAGGAAACCCGUUAAUUAGUCACCAAAACACGGAACCUCUUGCACAUAAAAAUAAAGGAAAGAGAAACAUAUGGAGUUUCUUUGAUGAAUAUGAAUAUCGAACAAGCAAACCAAGAAAAUUUAAAUUUAACUUCAGGAAAGAAUCUUCUUCAGCAGAAAAAAAAUUGAUUCUUAAAUUAGAUAUACUUAUUACUCUUUAUGGCUUGGUUGGAUACUGGUGUAAAUUUUUCGAUAGCAGCAAUUUAAGCAACGCAUAUGUUUCUGGCUUAAAGGAAGACAUUGGAAUGAAGGGAAAUGAUUUGAUUGAUACCCAAGUCAUUUAUGGCGUUGGAGCUAUUAUCUUUACGUUACCUUUCAUAUACAUUCUACCCAGAUUUUCGCCUCCAUAUGUCCUACUUAUUGGAGAGUUUAUUUGGUCCACAUUUACCUUAGCAACUGCAGGAGUCACAAAUGUCAAAGCUUUGAAAGCUUUUCGAUUUAUUAUAGGAGCAGCGGAAACAUCUUUUUUCCCUGUCAUUCAUUAUUCUUUCUCUUCAUGGUAA